AUAUGUGAUUGCCUUUGUGCUGUGAUUCAAAGGAAGGGUAGCUGAUGUUAGCAUAUAUAAUAGGGGAAUUGAGAACAAACUGGAGGAGGCCAAAGGGGAAGUGGGGAAGGCCAUUUGGAAGGUUGCUGCAGUUAAACUGAUAAAAAUGAUAGUUUGGGCUAGAGUGUGAGCAUUGGAACUGGAAAAAUGGAGUGAUUUGAGGUGUUCCAAAUGGCCACAUUAGAUUUCCCUGUUCUCUCAGGAGACAGACAGGAGCCAGGAGUACUCCUUACUUUAAACGGAAGCUGAGGGAUUUCUUCUGGGAUCUCUGUGUGUAUGCCUUUUAUUGAAUUCCUACUAUGUUCUAGGACUAAUUGUCACAAAUUCCCGAAAAACUCUGUGAUCAUUAUCCCCAUUCCACAGUUAAGUCUCAGUUUAGGCAAUGUGCCCAACAUCACAGAGUUAAAGUUCUGCCUGCAAAGAUUAGUUUGCUUCCAUACACCAAGCUACAAUACAGGACUUACAAGGUUCUGACCCCAUCGUUCCUUACUGAGGUCUAGUAUUCAGUUUUGUAGGUACAAAGUGGGGCCCUGAAGUCUACACCCGCAGAAUAGAAGCCUGAACUCCCGUUAAGAGAACGCGUCCUUCCUUUCGGAACUGAAAGCGCGAGCGUCGUUUUCUGUCGGAAGCAAUAAGCAAGGGACCGGAAGUUUCGUGGCCCAUCCCAGAGCCCGCCUCCCAGACCCGGGUGAGGCUGCCGCGGACUGCCCUUUCCCAAGAUGGCAUCGAAGAUAGGUUCGAGACGAUGGAUGCUGCAGCUGAUCAUGCAGUUGGGUUCGGUGCUGCUUACACGCUGCCCCUUUUGGGGCUGCUUUAGUCAGCUCAUGCUGUACGCUGAAAGGGCCGAGGCGCGCCGGAAGCCCGACAUCCCAGUGCCCUACCUGUACUUCGACAUGGGGGCAGCCGUGCUGUGUGCUAGCUUCAUGUCCUUCGGAGUGAAGCGGCGCUGGUUCGCGCUGGGGGCAGCACUCCAGCUGGCUAUUAGCACCUACGCCGCCUACAUCGGAGGCUACGUCCACUACGGGGACUGGCUGAAGGUUCGUAUGUACUCACGUACAGUUGCCAUUAUCGGUGGCUUUCUGGUGCUAGCCAGUGGUGCUGGGGAGCUAUACCGUCGGAAACCCCGCAGCCGCUCUCUUCAGUCUACCGGCCAGGUGUUCCUGGGCAUCUACCUCAUCUGCGUGGCCUACUCACUGCAGCACAGCAAGGAAGACCGACUGGCAUAUCUGAACCAUCUCCCAGGAGGGGAGCUGAUGAUCCAGCUGUUCUUCGUACUGUACGGCAUCCUGGCCCUGGCCUUCUUGUCAGGUUACUACGUGACUCUGGCUGCUCAGAUCCUGGCUAUCCUGCUGCCCCCGGUCAUGCUGCUCAUUGAUGGCAACAUUGCCUACUGGCACAACAUGCGACGUGUAGAGUUCUGGAACCAGAUGAAACUGCUCGGCGAGAGUGUGGGCAUCUUUGGGGCUGCUGUCAUUCUGGCCACUGAUGGCUGAGUUUGACAGCAAGAGGCUGAGUUGGGCACAGGGAGCUACUGCUUCGCUGGCCCUGUUGCUGUUUAUUUAUGCUUCUUGGUCUGUUUGAUUUUUUGCUCCCCCCCAUUUUUUUUUUUUUUUUUUUUUUUUUUUUUUUAUUGAGAGU
Messenger RNA from Marmota flaviventris (yellow-bellied marmot), 1677 nucleotides. RefSeq names its product transmembrane protein 101 (gene Tmem101). Gene Ontology annotation, biological process: positive regulation of canonical NF-kappaB signal transduction. The record is from RefSeq and is a predicted model, not a curated record. Lineage: Eukaryota; Metazoa; Chordata; Mammalia; Rodentia; Sciuridae.